This is a messenger RNA of Brassica oleracea var. oleracea, 1588 nucleotides long. Its product is annotated as glucan endo-1,3-beta-glucosidase. Gene Ontology annotation, cellular component: plasma membrane. The transcript has 4 exons. The coding region runs from base 63 to 1475 and encodes 470 amino acids. Gene Ontology annotation, biological process: carbohydrate metabolic process. The record is from RefSeq and is a predicted model, not a curated record. NCBI's taxonomy places the organism in Eukaryota, Viridiplantae, Streptophyta, Magnoliopsida, Brassicales, Brassicaceae. Gene Ontology annotation, molecular function: hydrolase activity, hydrolyzing O-glycosyl compounds.
UUAUUAGAUCUUUUAUCCCUCUUCCUCCAUUCUUGAUUUUUGAUUAAUUAAAACUCUUAACCAUGAAUUACAUGCGACGAUCUUCCUCCUGUUCCUCGUUUAUUUAUCCUGCUAAUAUGAUUACUAUGGUUGCAUUUCUUAUCAUCCUUUCGACAGGAUCAGGAGCUGACGCGAGCAUUGGUGUAAACUUCGGUACACUCGCGAACAACCUCCCUCCGCCGCGUCAAGUGGCGGAGUUCCUCCUCCAUUCCACCGUCAUCAACCGCAUCCGCCUCUUCGACGCCGAUCCUCAAAUUCUCCAAGCCUUCGCUCACACCGGUGUUGCCGUCACCGUCACCGUCUCCAACGACCAAAUCCCACACCUCACAAACCUCUCCUUCGCCCAGCGAUGGAUCUCCGACCACAUCCAACCUCACUUCCCCUCCACCAACAUCAUCCGCAUCCUCGUCGGUAACGAAGUCAUCUCCACCGGUAACCACCUCCUCAUCAGAAACCUUGUCCCGGCGAUGCAAUCCCUCCACACCGCCCUCGUCUCCGCCUCUCUCCACCGUCGUAUCCAAAUCUCCACGCCGCACUCCCUAGGAAUCCUCUCUCACACCACUCCUCCGUCUUCCGCUAGGUUCCGACAAGGCUACGACAAGCAUGUCCUAAAGCCUCUCCUCAGCUUCCUCCGCACUAUUGCCUCACCCUUCGUCGUGAAUCCUUACCCGUUCUUCGGGUACUCACCCGAGACUCUCGACUUCGCUCUGUUUAGACCUAAUCCAGGCUUGUUCGAUCAAGACACGAAGCUUCAUUACACAAACAUGUUCGACGCUCAGCUUGAUUCCGUCUACUCCGCCAUGGAACGACUCGGAUUUUCCGACGUCGCGAUCGUGGUGGGAGAAAUCGGAUGGCCGUCUAAGGGAGACAGAGAUCAGAUCGGCGUAGACGUCGCCACCGCGGCGGAGUUUAACAGGAAAGUGAUGGACCGUGUAAACUCCGGUACCGGAACGCCGCUGAUGCCUAACCGGACUUUCGAGACGUACAUUUUCGCGCUAUUCAACGAAAAUCUCAAACCGGGACCGAUUAGCGAGCGUAACUUCGGUCUUUUCCGGUCCGAUUUAACACCGGUUUACGACAUCGGAAUCCUCCGGCCGACGGCUAGAACAUCGGAUCCACCGGAGAACAACCGGCGAUCACCGGUCGGAGGAUCUUCGGGGAAGCGGUGGUGCGUUACAAAGUCUGGCGCGGAGACGGAGGCUUUACAGAGGAACAUAGAUUACGUAUGUGGAUUGGGCUUAGACUGUGAGCCCAUUAUCGAAGGUGGGCCUUGUUUUCUCCCCAACACAGUGGAAGCCCAUUCAGCGUACGCUAUGAACUUGUUCUACCAGACAAUGGGGAGACACGAGUUCGACUGCGAUUUCGAUAAGACUGGAGAGAUAACUUCAAUUGAUCCCAGCUAUGGAGAUUGUCAAUAUCAGGCUGAAUUUGUAUGAAAAUACACAAUGUAAUUUGCAGAAAUAUUCGAGUUAUGGUUCAAAUCAUAACAAUACCAAGUACUAUUAGAAUAAUCACACUUAACAAAAUUCAGCUAUCGUUUCUAGCUUCA